Otolemur garnettii (small-eared galago) is the source of this 3346-nucleotide messenger RNA. RefSeq names its product neuronatin (gene NNAT). Gene Ontology annotation, biological process: positive regulation of insulin secretion; brain development. Bases 1912 to 2433 code for a protein of 173 amino acids. Lineage: Eukaryota; Metazoa; Chordata; Mammalia; Primates; Galagidae. The record is from RefSeq and is a predicted model, not a curated record. Gene Ontology annotation, cellular component: cytoplasm. The transcript is spliced from 3 exons.
AGACAAACACACAAAGGACAGACAGACAGACAGAAAAACAAAAAGAAAAAGAGAAAAAAAAAGAAAAGAAAAACAGGAACAGAAUAUAUACUUAUUUGGGAAAAUGGAUCAUGGUUAACAACAGCAAAUAUGAACGCCCUUUCCUCCCUGCCCACCCAUGGAAGUUCCAUUCCUCUCCAAGUCACCCAUUCGGGAAGCCUCCUGGGAUGUCUUCCCUGGGCUUCUCCUAGGGCCUCGGGGAGAGAGCUCUCUGGCACGGUCCCCACAGUGGCCUGGCUUUGCCUGGGCCCUGCCCGGCAGAGAUCAUGUAUCGCCUCCUGGAGCUGCGGCCCAUCCUCAAGGGGCCCAGACCUCACAAUACCGCCCUGUGGUUGCCGCAGGACCGCCAUGGGCUCUGCGCUAUGCCCCCACGUGGUAGGAUAAGGUUCUGUAUCUAGCAUCUCUCCCGGCGAUAGGCGCCCGGGCAAACCACUGGCGAGUUAAAGGAGUUAGCGGUGCACUGCGGGGAGGAGGAGCAGUAGCUAACAGGCAGAGGAUCUUGGGGAAGCUGCAAGUGGAGGCGGCACCACCAAAUACUUUGUAUUAAGAUGGCAGCCUGGGCCAACCUUGCAUUUUUCAAGUGACCCGGCGUCAUUUUGCCAAAACCAGCAACUUCUUCAAAAGUCAAUGCAGAGAAAAUCACUAUGCCACUUCAUCCAAACUGAACUCGUUUGGAUCAUUACACUUCCAUCUGCUGCUGGCACUGUAUAGAACCAGCCCUUCAUGAGCUUUUAAUCAAAAUUAAUUUUCUAGCCACAUAAGGGCAAAUGCCAGUUGGCCCAUGUCAGGCAGCUUGCUAAAGUGAAGUGCUUGGCGAGCCACUAGUACGCCAGGGGCCCAGCUCAGAAACUGUGUUUGGGUCUUCCCGCCUGAAAACCCGUGCUCCGCGAGCGGCUGGCAAGACGGGCGCUCACCCGCCUCGCCUGGAAACCGGGCUGGAGUAGUCACAAUCCUCCGGUAGCUGUAGGGAAACCCGGCUCCGUAUUCCAGCUGCUCAGCCCCAGGGUACAAAGAACCAUUCUGGCUAAGGCAGACCUACCAGGGCCUGGGGGAAGGGAGCGGAAGACAGAGAUUGAAACGUCCGGUCCGGAGAAAACUAUCCCGACACAUUCCGACUACUCCAUAAAGUUCACAAAGGGUGCUUAUCCUGCCUGCAUCCCUCCCACAGAGUAGAUCCUCGGUGACUACCAUUUUUGCGCUCAGAGUGCACGGUCCUGGGUCAGCUCCCUACAGUAGCCACCUCGUCCGCAGAUCACGAUCUCGCUACCGAAAGAAGCGGGAUGCAAAGAAUCGUAGGGGAUUACGCGCUCAGGGACUCUUAUGAAGCAUAAGACCUGGGCUUAAAACUCACACGCCGUGAUGCCAAGGUUCCUGGAAGGGACAUCUUUUUUGAUCUACAGGGCUAAUUACCCCUAACUUCGGUUUUUCAUCCGCGACUAAGUGGGGUAUGGGGGAGCACCAAAUACUAGACUCAAAUUUGCAGGCUCAGAGAGAAGGGCACGGCACCAAGAGGUUUGCAUCCCGUACUCUUGCCCUAUGCUCUACUCAGUGGCAGUACCCUUCCAUUUUACAUGAAAAUUCAAAAGCACGGCGGAAUCUUCUGGAAGGGGGCUAAGAUGGAAUUCAGGAGGCGGGGGUCGGUGUGGAAAGAGCAGAUGGAUUAUUUUUUUUCCUCUCCUGGCGAAUGAGGAGAGCCCCCACGCACCCCUCCUCAUGAAGCUCCCCCAAGCACGCAUGCGCAAUUAGGUGGCGGGCCGGUACUUAAGGCGCGGCCGCUGCAGCUGCGGCAGUGCGCCCAACAGCGGACUCCGAGAGACCAGCAGACCUCGGCGAACCCUCGCUGUCCACCAUCCAUCCACCGCUCUCGGAACCAUGGCGGCAGUGGCGGCAGCCUCAGCUGAGUUGCUCAUCAUCGGCUGGUACAUCUUCCGUGUACUGCUGCAGGUAAGUUUGCUGGGGUUCUGGGUGGGAGAUGAUUCCCAGCGCGUGUCCCCCAAACCCGCAAGCUCGCGUCGCGAUUGCCGCCUCCCAUUCCGAUUGCCGCGAUCCUUGCCCGCCCAAGUGCCACUUUGCCGGCACCGCGUGUCCCCCACCCAUUCCCUGCGCCGUCCUCUUAGCGCAGACCCUCCCCAGUGCGUCCGUGCCCGGCUGGGAACAAAGACUCGGGGCGCGGCGGGCGACCGCUGCGGACGAUCAACCGAGGCUUUUAGCGACUACGCGGUGUUCCUGGAAUGCUGCAUUUACUGGGUAGGAUUCGCUUUUCGAAAUCCUCCAGGGACACAGCCCAUUGCAAGAAGUGAGGUGUUCAGGUACUCCCUCCAGAAGCUGGCAUACACGGUGUCGCGGACCGGGCGGCAGGUGUUGGGGGAGCGCAGGCAGCGAGCCCCCAACUGAGGCCCCAGCUCCCAGCCCUGGGCGGCCGCAUCAUCAGGUGCUCCUGUGCAUUUCCGCCAGCAUGGGAGCCAGAGCCGCACAGGAAUGGGGGGUCCCCUGUGCUCCCUCGCCAAAGGAGCACUUGGCAAGGUCAGUGAGGGGCCAGUAGGCCCCCUGGAGAAGUAGUACCGACAAUGAAGACGAUACCAGAUCCCUUCCCAACCCUUUUGCCCCAUCCCACUGAGGGGCAAGGUAAGGGAGGAGGGAGAAUAGGGGGAGCAGAUCCCUGAGAUCUGGGCAUAGGCACCACAUUCUGAUCUGGAUCAAGUCGGGACAGUACCACCCAGCCCCGCAGCCACAGCCAUACCAGCAGGCCCACUAUGAAGAUCCAGACACUACACCAGCCAGCAGAAUGGACAUUAGGACAUCACCAGCCGAAGCCCUAAAUCUCAGUGCAGCUGAAAAGGCAUCAACUAUGUGCUUGUGUGGCGGGACUCUGGAGGGGGUUAAGAUGGGAGUAGGGCCCUCUCAAUUGUCCCCUGCCUAUGGCACGUGCAUUCCAGCCUUGCUGCCUGUGCUUCCUCAGUUCCCCUUUCCCCCUUCACUGCCUCCCAAGCCCCAACCCCCAAAGAAAUGUGUCACUUGAUUCGGACCUAUUCAACCAGUAAACAAAAGAACCCCACCUUUACUAAAAUGCCUUCUCCAAGACCCCCCCCUCACUGAUCUUGCUAUUCCCUGGUCUCACGCAGUUGUGGUCAAUAUUGUGGUAAUCGCUAAUUGUACUGAUUGUUAAGUGUGCAUUAGUUGUGUCUCCCCAGCUAGAUUGUAAGCUCCUGGAGGGCAGGGACCACCUCUACAAAAAAUAAAAAACAGUACCUCCCCCAUCUCGCACAGUGUCCCAGGACCCUGCGGGGUGGUGGAGGCGCACCAAAAA